Messenger RNA from Pecten maximus, 4170 nucleotides. RefSeq names its product TBC1 domain family member 31-like. The record is from RefSeq and is a predicted model, not a curated record. Gene Ontology annotation, cellular component: centrosome. The transcript is spliced from 24 exons. Gene Ontology annotation, molecular function: protein binding. Bases 364 to 3552 code for a protein of 1062 amino acids. NCBI's taxonomy places the organism in Eukaryota, Metazoa, Mollusca, Bivalvia, Pectinida, Pectinidae.
UGAAAACAUGUCCGAUCCCGCUUCCCAUGUAAACAAAAUCGUAGAAACGUAGACAGGUAGAGGUUUCAUUAUCAAGGCAUGAUGUCAUUUAUGGGAAAUAUAUCGAAAUUCCGUAUUGUUUUGACUCCUCGGACGGUGCAUUAGUCCUGAUUUUCUCUGUAUUUAUUGAUAUUAUACUGUGCACAGAUUAUAUUCGUUCAGCAACUCGCGGGAUGUUACAACCAGUUGGCUAUUCCAUGUAUUUGUCUUGCAAGUAUCCCCGUGAGAUCUAAUAUCGAGAUUGUCAUAAGGGUGAUGAUGGUAUAUCAGCAGCUGAAAUAACAGGAUACACAUCAAUUGUAAUACACAGUGUUGACAUAAACAAUGCAAUCACUUGAUGUAGCUCACAAAGCUAGUGGGAAAAUCUGGCACCGCAAGCCCACACCAUCAGCUGAUAAUGGGUUGAUGGUCAGCAUCCAACAUAGCCAGGCUGGGACUCUUUCUCAGUUCAGUCGGAAUGUUCGUUUCCUUCAUACUGCCUUUGAUGGCCAGACAGAAACUUUCGUGGCUGGGGAUCAUCAAGGCAAUGUCUACGUAUUCGACCUCAAUAAAAACAGAUUUUUCCUCGGACAGAAGACAGGACAUCCCUGUACAGCUGUAGCAUUUAAUCUCCGUCGAAAGUCGGAGUUCCUCGUUGGUCUCUCAGAUUACUCUCUCAAGUGCUUUGACACAGAUACAAAAGAAAUGGUUGCAUGGAUGAAAGGGCAUGAGUCUGCUAUCCGUGACAUCUCUGUACACGCAUCGGGGCGAUACGCUCUAACAACAUCAACAGAUACGGCCCAACUGUGGGAUCUUGACACUUUCCAACGUAAACGCAAACUGAACAUCAAGGAGGAUGUUGGUAUUGUACAGGUGUUCUUCCUGCCACUCAGCAAUGUGAUAAUAACUGGUUUCAAGGAUGACACUAUAUUUGCCUGGGAGUCGGACACUUUAAAGUGUAAAUACCAGUUACCGGUACCCCCGGGAAACAGUCCGCAUUACAGAGCCUUCAUAUCUACCAAGGAUGGACGGAUCCUGGCAGCUGGAGGAAAGUCACGGUUUAUACAUCUUUGGGAUUUGGACACACAUAGACUUCUACGCAUCGUUGAGCUCCCAGCCAAGGUGACUACCGUCAAACAGAUGGUCUUCCUCCCAGAUAACUUUGAUGCGGGAGCCAAUCAGGUCCUGGGAGUUCUCAGUCAGGAUGGUAUUGUGCGUUUCAUCAACAUCAACACUUGCAAACUAUUAUUUGAUAUCGGAAGUAUAGAAAACAAGAUAAACAAUAUCACAGUGAGCUCUUCGGGGCGCCACCUAUCGUCUGUCAUGGAGGACGGAAGUCUGAAUGUGUUUAACCUACACGCAAUGUCAUCGGAACUAAACAAACCUCCUGCUCCAUUGGUAAAGGUUGUGUCCGGUAACAAAAUGGCUGAUACUUCCACAAAACCCAGCCUCAGACAAAAGGGUAAAGGUCGUGCAGGUGGAAAAGAGAAUAAGAUGGUUGGAGAGCCGACAGGAUCAAAAGAGAUUGAGAUUCCGGAGAGACUUAACAUGGAAAGGUUAACAGCUAUACUAAAGGGGUAUGGAGAGUACCCGAGCAAAUAUCGUAUGUUUAUCUGGAGAUCAGUACUACGUCUUCCUGAGAACCACACGGCCUAUGCUGCCCUCGUAGACAAAGGCACCCAUCCGGCGUACGUCAACCUACAGGAGGAAUAUCCUAUAAAGAGUAGAAAGUUACUCCGAGUCCUACAGAGGAUCCUAUCAGCCCUCGCCCAUUGGUCCCCGAUUUUCGGAGAGACUCAGUACCUUCCAGUGCUUGUAUUCCCAUUCGUCAAACUCUUCCAGAACAACCAUCUAGUCUGCUUCGAAAUCAUCGCCACUAUCAUGGAGAACUGGGCUGAACAUUGGUUCGAGUAUUUCCCCAACCCUCCCAUCAACAUCCUGAGUUUGAUAGAGAAUGUUUUGGCCCACCAUGACAAGUAUCUGCUGCAGCAUUUCGUCAAAUAUGGGGUCACAUCACAGAUUUAUGCCUGGCCGCUAUUGGAGACACUGUUUUCGGAGGUUCUUACCAAGGAUGAGUGGCUGAUGCUCUGGGAUAAUGUUUUCAGCAAUCAUCCAUCUUUCUUACUCAUGGCCGUAGUAGCCUACACUAUCUCUGCCCGGGGACCACUCAUGCAGUGUAUUGAACUGGACGACUUUAAGUUUUUUUACCACCAUCGCAAUGCUGUAGAUGUACGACAAGUUAUCAAAGAGGCCUACCGACUGAUGGAGGCAACGCCAGAUGAUAUUCACCCCCACAAAACAUUGGCUGAGUUUAAACCUCUUACUGUGGGGCAGUAUCCUGUUUUCAACAAAUAUCCAAAGUUUAUUGUGGACUAUCAGGUACAAGAACGCGAGAGAAUACGACAUGAAGAAAUGGAAUAUCUACGCCAAAGACAAGUAUCACUAGAGAUGCAGAAGGAGACGAUGAAACGUACACAAGAGGAGGAGGCCUGGUACAGACAACAACAGUUACUGAUGGACGCAGAGGAAAAACGCCGGAUACUCAUACAGACGGAGGAACAGAAACUCACAGCACAAAGGAAACGGUUGUUUGCCAUGAACCGUGAGGUGAAGCUGAAGGAGCUACAGCUGCUGGACGCUGCUCGUCGUAAGUUCCUUCACUUCCAGAAGGAACAGCGUCAGAAAGAGCUACGUCGCCUUGACGACGAGGUCCAGAGAAAGGCUCUAUUGAGGGAUCAGGAAACAGAAUCUGCUAUAGAGGAGGCAGAGAUCAGAAAUAUUGAACUACAGCUACAGAAGAAAAUGUUUGAACAGGAACUAUUCCGGGAGUUUGCCACAGCAUCCCAUCAGCUCCGGACAGAACAGGACAUGCACCGGAAACAGGCAGAGUUGGAAAACCGUAUCCAGGAUAGACUGAAGGAUGUGGAAAGGGAACGACAAAUGGAUGUCAGAAAGAUGCUACAAGAUAAUCUGGCACAGACCGCUCAGCAGAACAUUGAGGCCUGGGCCCAGAAUGAAUUUGAGCAUCGUCACCGGUUAGAGGACUUGGAGCGUGAGAGUAAGGCUAUCCAGUUAGCUAAGAAAAGUUCUGAAAACAGGAAGUUAGAAGAGGAAGUUCAUAACCUGAUGAAGCAAGUCCAAGCACAAACGGCCAAUGAAGCCGAUUUAGCUAAACUCCAGCUAGGAGAGCAGAAAGACUUGGCAGCAGAAUCUGACCAGCGACGUUUACAGUUCCUGGAGGACGAAGGAUACAAAGCACAUUACCAUGGCAGGAAGCUGACCGAGGAUACAAUCUCAACUUUAAAUAGUCACAGAGCGGGACUGGCAGGGCUUGAUAACAGCAGUAAAUCUGAGUUAUACCACACACUGGUGACCUCUGACUGUGACACGGACUCCAAAGUAUCCUUUGAUAGAGACGGCCGAGCAUUUGACGAGAGAGAGAUAGCAUUACUACACGAAGUUCGACGACUGAGGGAAAAGUUAGCCGUAGACAACAGGACUAAAAAGCCACCCCCUUAUGUUGCACUGGACUGAGUUUUCAAGUGAUUGACUCAUUAUCAACCCAACCCGGACUGACUAAACAGACUUAACAGUCAUACCAAAGCUGCAAACUGAUCCAAUGUCGAGUCAUCCUGGCAAUUUUUAGCCAGGAAUAUUUUAAGUAUGUGCCUUUUUUGAACUGUGUACAUAAUAAAAUGUAGUCAUGUUCAAUCCUGGACCAAGUGGUUGGAACACAGUAGUUGUACCACAGUCAUUACCAUAGUCAUUGUCAAAAGGAAAGGUUUCAUGACUACCUGGUAUGUCAUUAAAUCGAUAUAUAUACACAUACAUAGUACAUACCCCUAGUAGAUUUAAUGUACUUAAUGAGGCCAAAUUUGUUCUUAGACUGAGUACCAAUCUUUUUGAUUUUCUUUUUUUUUUUUUUAUUUGAAGCAAAAAUGAAGAAUAUCUUGAAAAUAAAGAAUUUUCCCAUUGUGAUGGUUCAUGGAAAUGGACAUUUCAGCUGUAUAGUCCAAUAGCUAGCUGUUGUGACUCUGCAGUUGAGUGUCGUGUCUAUGUACUUCAGUUAAGCAACAUCGAGCAUGGUUAUCUCUUGGAUGGGUGACCGCUCUGUGCAGGUUACACCAUAUUAGCGCUGUUUAACAGUGUCCU